AGAUCAACCGUCUAAUGUCAUCACUGUCAUCGUGUUUAGUGUGCAGUGUGUGACGACGGAACAACAACGGGCUUUUAAUUUUCAGCGUGACACGGCACACCAGCCGUGUAACGGGCGCAAACGAAUACUUCCACCAGCGGAGCGAAAACGGGAAAACGCACUGCAAACAUGUAUCCUGCACAAGCGUCCACCCGAACCAGCCGCAUCCUGCUAGGCGCGGCGGUGAUCCUCGCGAUCUCGAUGCGACAAGCCACAGCCAGUGCCUCUUUGGCUGGAUACCGGCAACCGUGCACAAACGAGGGCGAGGAGUUCCGAAUCAACAUGCCCUGCUUCAAGUGUAUCUGCAAGAACGGUUUCGUGGAGUGUGAUUCGGAAAGCUGCCCAGCGGUGGAUGAUUGCUACUUCUACAAAAAGAAAGGUCCCGACGAAUGUUGCGACAAGUGUAUCGGAUGUUUAUACGAAGGCCGAUACAUCGACAGUGGUACCGAGUGGACCGAUCCGGAAGAUCCCUGCAUGCACUACAAAUGCGUUUCCGGUGUGGUAACACGCUCGGAGAUGAAAUGUUACUCACCGUGUUCAGAUCCAAGCCCACCACGCAAAGGCCAGUGCUGUCCGACCUGUCUAGGCUGCCGGCUGAACGGGCAGAAAGUGUUCGGUGAGGCAACACUCAGCGAAGACCCGUGCGUGAAGUGUACGUGCACCGGCCACAAGCUAACCUGCACCAAGCGUUCCUGUCCGGUGUUGCAGUGUCCGCUGUCUAAGCAAAUCCGAGCGCCGGGCGAAUGUUGUCCGCGGUGCAUCGAGCGGCGGGAAGAGAUUCAUCUUGGAUCACCGAUGUGCAUCAUUGGCAAGGCGGUACACUUCCCGGGCAAACCGUACCACGGUGACCAGUGUUCGAACUGCACCUGCCAGAAUGGGACGUCCGUGUGCGAGAAGAGCACCUGUCCGAUACUGGAGUGUGCGCUGGAGGAUCAACAACGGGAGCCGGGAGAGUGUUGUCCAUCGUGUCCGAUGCCGGCUGAGUUCCGGAGUACAUGUGUUGCAGCGGGAAAGGUUUAUCAGAACAACGAAACCUGGAGCCUAAACGCGUGUACCUCCUGCGAGUGCCGGGCGGGCGAAGUUCGCUGCGCAAACAUCCAGUGCCCGAAGAAAAAGUGUGGUCCCAACGAAACGCUCCUCACCACGGCCGGUGAAUGCUGUCCCCGGUGUGUCGAAAGUCCUGCCGUCUGUACCGUGUUCGGUGAUCCACACUACAAAACGUUCGAUGGGAACUUUUACAGCUUUCAGGGCUCUUGCAAGUACCAGCUGACGGCGGACUGUGUCGGACACACGUUCUCGAUACGGGUCACGAACGAUGCACGGCUCACCAAGUACUCGUCCUGGACGAAAACGGUCACACUAAAGCUGGAAGGUGUAAAGGUCAACUUGGGACACAGGAUGCGGGUGAAAGUGAACGGAACACGGGUGGAACCUCCUUACCGGUUAAAUAAUACGCUGGACAUCUAUCGGAACGGUGACGGUACGGAGGUGAUCGUGGAGACGGCACUCGGUGUGAAGUUGUCCUGGGAUGGGCACAACUUUAUCCAGGUACAGGUACCGACCGCCUACAAGAGCAAGCUGUGUGGACUGUGCGGCAACUACAACAGUAUCUUCCGGGAUGAUCUGUUUACCCGUGCCGGGCUAAACAUGACGCACAACGUACGGCGCUUUGCACGAUCGUGGGCCGUCGGAGGUCCUAAGGCGUGUACACGGCAGCGCAAGAAGGAGCUAGCCGCACGCCAUCCACAGUGCAAGUCAAAGAAGUUUGUCCCACUGUGCAAAGCGCUCCGUACGCCGGAAGUGUUCGGUCGGUGUAAUUCGCUGCUCAAUCCGGACAACUACUUCGAGUCGUGUAAGUUUGACAUGUGCGAGUGUCCGCACCGGCAGUGCUACUGUGACAGUAUGGCAGCGUACGCACACGAGUGUGUCCGGCAGGGUGUUCCUUUGCCGGACUGGCGUACCCUGACCGGAUGCAGUCGAAAUGCUUCGGGAAUGAUACCGAUGGCGAGGAGUCGUUCGGCAGUACACGAACCAAACGCUAUCGUUGCCGGUACUGCGACUCAGCACAACAACAUCCGGCGACAUCCGAAGCGGGUUAGGCGACCGAAGCUGCUACUCGAACAACCCAAGCAGGAACUGGAUAAGUUGCUACCACUGUCACUGGAUCGGAAGCAUCACAAGCUACUACAUCAUCCACUGUACAGGAAGCAACAGCAGCAGCAGCAGCAGCAACAACAACAGCAGCAAAAGGAGAAAAACAACAUCCCUGUGCGACCGACCAGUGGUAGCCGUCGGACACCACCGCCACUACAGCGUUAA
Molecule: messenger RNA, 2358 nt
Organism: Anopheles maculipalpis
Lineage: Eukaryota; Metazoa; Arthropoda; Insecta; Diptera; Culicidae
Gene: cv-2
Product: BMP-binding endothelial regulator protein
Exons: 7
Coding region: 169-2358 (729 amino acids)
Molecular function (GO): protein binding
Source: RefSeq, a predicted model, not a curated record